GUUUGUUAGGCGCCAUUUUGUGCGGGAGCGGAGCCCGGAAGGUUGGUGAGUGAGAGAAGGAGGCGACGAGACUGAGAGCCGGUUACGUGUUGUGAUUCCCGGGUGUGCGGUGUCGGGCCCCAAUAGGGAAUCGUCCAUUCCCUUAUAUGCUGGAGCAGUUUGCAGCAAUGGAAAUGGAAUAUAUUCGCGUGGCGGAGGAUGAGAAUGAGGAGCCUAUGGAAAUCCCCUCCGAAGAUGACGGCACCGUCCUCCUGUCAACAGUUACGGCGCAGUUUCCUGGCGCAUGUGGCCUUAGAUACCGAAAUCCAGUGAAUCAGUGUAUGCGUGGGGUCAGAUUAGUGGAAGGAAUCCUUCAUGCACCGGAGAACGGAUGGGGGAAUCUUGUUUAUGUCGUCAAUUACCCUAAAGACAACAAGAGGAAGAUGGAUGAAACCGAUGCGUCUUCCGCUGUUAAAAUAAAGCGUGCUGUUACAAAAACAUCGGACCUUAUUGUGUUGGGGCUCCCAUGGAAAACGACGGAGCAGGACCUUAAGGAAUAUUUCAGCACAUUUGGAGAAGUCAUUAUGGUUCAGGUUAAAAAAGAUGCCAAAACUGGUCAUUCAAAAGGCUUUGGAUUUGUUCGGUUUGCAGAUUAUGAAACACAGGUUAAAGUGAUGUCACAGCGGCACAUGAUAGACGGGAGAUGGUGUGAUUGCAAACUGCCUAAUUCCAAGUCUGACCUCUACUAUACAAUGGACUACGAGAGGCUGAUACCAGGUCAUAUUCAGCAAAGCCCAGAUGAGCCCAUGCGCAGCCGAAAAGUCUUUGUUGGCCGCUGUACAGAGGACAUGAGUGCUGAGGAGCUUCGCCAGUUCUUUGCACAGUAUGGGGAGGUUGUAGACGUGUUCAUCCCCAAGCCUUUCAGAGCAUUUGCUUUUGUCACAUUUGCAGAUGACCAGGUGGCACAAUCUCUGUGUGGAGAAGACCUCAUAAUCAAAGGUGUCAGCGUUCAUGUGUCAACUGCAGAACCCAAACACAAUAACAACCGAGCCCCCUUAGACAGAGGUGGUAGAUUCCCAGGGCCAAACUUUGGGAACCAGGGCUACCCCAACAACAGGCCAAACAGCAGUGGACUUGGUAACAACCAGCCUAAUAAUAUGGGGGGUGGUGGCGGAAUGAACUUCGGGGCCUUUAGCAUCAACCCAGCCAUGAUGGCCGCUGCUCAAGCAGCCCUCCAAAGCAGCUGGGGCAUGAUGGGUAUGUUGGCCAGUCAACAGAACCAGCCUGGUCCACAAGGCAACACUCAGGGCCAGGGAAAUCAGCCCAGGGACCAGACACAGGGUUUCGGGUCCGGUAGCAACUCCUAUGGCUCGAACUCUGGAGCUAUAGGCUGGGGCUCGCCAAACGCCGCUUCUGGUACCGGUUUCAAUGGGGGCUUCGGCUCGAGCAUGGAAUCAAAGUCAUCGGGGGGGUGGGGUAUGUAGACAUAAUGGUUCAAGGAUGUGUAUUGGGUGACUGGGGUGAACAAACAUUUCCUAAUUUUGUGGUAAGUACAACGUGAAAUGAAGUUAUGGAACGUUUCCCGAAGGUUUUCUUCAAGCAUGCAGCUGUGCCUGCUUUGUGAAGGAAGAUGGAUGAUAGAAACUUGUGUGCGUGAGCUUCGAAGCUGCAUGCUGAAGAAAACCAACUGGCAUUACCCAAUGUAUAACUUUAUUUUUUUUUUAUUAUUAUUUCCAUUAUGUAAAUGAGCAAUUCUAAAUAUGUUUAGGUCAGGCUUUCUUUUAUGUGUUCACUGCUUCAUCAACUGAUCUCUGCUCCUCACCUUUUGUCUACCUGGGACCUGGCACACGCAAGCAUCUCUUUAAUCAGCCACGCUGGAUCUCUCCUCAUCCACAUAAAGCAUUACCCAGCAAGAACGCCUCCUCUGCGGCCAUUCUUAAAACGGUGGGUGAGCCAUUUUUUAAUCCGCUACUUUAUUUUUGUGGAAGUCGUACCAGCGCUUCUGAACGCACGGCUGUGAGGUGGAAC
Molecule: messenger RNA, 2007 nt
Organism: Nanorana parkeri
Lineage: Eukaryota; Metazoa; Chordata; Amphibia; Anura; Dicroglossidae
Gene: TARDBP
Product: TAR DNA binding protein
Exons: 7
Coding region: 147-1463 (438 amino acids)
Biological process (GO): regulation of gene expression
Cellular component (GO): nucleoplasm
Molecular function (GO): RNA binding
Source: RefSeq, a predicted model, not a curated record